GAUUAUAACAGAAAUAAUAAAGAAAAUAAUCGUGAAGACAAAGGAUCAAAUGAAAAAAAUAGCGGAGAGGCCAGUGAAAAAAAUGGUGACGGAAGCAAUAGAAGAAACGGUGAGGGAAGCAGCAAAAAAAGCAAUGAUGAUGAAUAUAGAGAUUCUAGCAAAGACGACGAUAAUAAGUAUCUUUUAUUUGCCUCUACGGCAGCAGCCAAAGUUGCAAACACUAUACCAGAAAUUGAACAAGCAUUCAGCAUAAAUGCUCGCGUCUGGGCAAACAUUUCUAAUAAAAAUAAUGAGCAGAAUAUUAAGUUUGAGGUUUGGUUAUUUGAUUGUAGAAUGGAUGAGCUGCUCAGUAAACAAUGGAAAUUACUUGAUGGGAAAGCUAUUGCCUAUAUUUUUGAUUCUGUUGAAAUUAGUGUUUCUCCAAAUCCAAGCAAAUUUGAUGCGAUUAUGCCAGAGAAUACUUACGAACCAUUACUACCCAACCAAGAGACUGAACGUUCAAAAGGUAAAGAGACAAGCAAAAUUAUUGGUGGUAAAGUUGGAUUUGAGAUUGGAACGACGUCUAAGGUUGUAGCCGAAGCAAAUCUUAAUUAUAGUGCAAAGAAUACCCAUAAUAACAAAUCAGUAACAAGUGAAUGGGAUUUAGAGACCAAAGGAAGCAACAAAUCUGGAAUUUAUUGGUUAUAUACUACUGAUAAGAAUGCCUAUAGAACUGACUUUCCAUUUUUCGACAAUCAUCAUCGUGGCAAUUGGGCAAUUUGA
Messenger RNA from Scutellospora calospora, 762 nucleotides. The record is from the annotation of a GenBank genome assembly. NCBI's taxonomy places the organism in Eukaryota, Fungi, Glomeromycota, Glomeromycetes, Diversisporales, Gigasporaceae.